Molecule: messenger RNA, 2773 nt
Organism: Macaca mulatta (Rhesus monkey)
Lineage: Eukaryota; Metazoa; Chordata; Mammalia; Primates; Cercopithecidae
Source: RefSeq, a predicted model, not a curated record
GCAGCGUGGCCUAACCGGAAGCAUGGCGUCGUGGGGGGUUCUGGGAGUUGUAGUCCCGGGGAGUUCUUUUACGCAGUGUUUUGGGGUGCGGGACUGCAAUGCGCGCACUUCUGGACCCCAGGCUGUUCCCACGGCGACUGACACCUCAGACACACGUGGGAGGGGCGGCGCGCUGGCUAUGGGGCUGUGCUGAGUGCGCGCGAGCGUGGCCGGCAGCCACCUGCUACAGAGCCAGCACUGCACUGGGGUCCUGGGGCGGCUCCUCCCGACGUGUCCGCGGGUUGUCAGGUGCUGCCGAGUUGGGCUGGGGGACGCUACAGGUAGUGGGUGCCGAGCAGCGGCUGGCCCCUUAUCUCACUGCCCCUCCCCGCAGCUCUGCCUCCUCGGACCCCACCGUCCCUUGGAAGCUCGCGCAGGGCACCUGUCGCUGUGACCACCUGGACGCAGAAGCUCAGGAUCGGACUUUGUCAGGAAGGUGGGUCACUCCUCUCAGCACCUCAAGCUUGUUUCUACCCCGGUCCCGAGAGCUGCAGAGGCUGGAGUUUGAGUCCCCACCUGAAGGUGUCUGCUUUCCCACAACAGCAAAGAAGAACCAUGGCCCAGGGUGUCAAGUCAGCAAACCAGCUGUGAUCUCCAGUUUGGAGCAGGGGAAGGAGCCAUGGAUGGAGGAGGAAGAGAUAUGGACAUGGAGCUUCCUAGACUGGACUCUGAAAUGGGCAUGUACAGAGAAGAGGAGACCCCACCAUGCCUCAGGCUUUGAGUGGAGAGGACACAGCCUCUGCUGGGACAGGGAACAGAGGGAUGCGGAGACCCUGAAGAUGCUUAUGGACAGUGGUCUGAGGUCGGGACAGUGGCAGGAGAUACCUUUCACUCAGCAUCUCCAGGACAAGAGAUCAGCCUGGCAGUUACAUGUGUUUUUCUUCAAACUGGUUGCCAGGUUGGAAUGGCCAAUGACAUCAGAUAUUCCAACCUUCCUGACUGGAAGGACCGGACUCCGUGGGUGCCUGGGAGCUGAAGUGGACAACAGUAUCUUCUCAGAGCUGUUCUCCACUCCUGACUUCUCCCAGCCUGGAGAAUUCAUAACACACUCUUCUGGCUCCUAGCAGAGUCCAGAAAAAGGCCUUGGGCAGAACAGAGACUCUGUCCAUGGAAUGGGACAGAUUUUGGGAAAAAUCAUGACCAUCCUGCUCGCCGAGCAUAAGGAGGAGAGCCCCCAGCCCCUGGGGUAGAUCCCAGACCCUCACGCAGGUCCCUUUGCUGGAAAAGGAAGAGGGAGUGGUCAGACCAAUCUGAGGAGGAGCCAGAGAAGGAGCUCGCCCCUGAGGAGACCUGGGUGGCGGAGACGCUGUGUGGCCUCAAGAUGAAGCUGAAGCAACGGCGAGUGUUGUCCGUGCUCCCUGAGCACCAGGAGGCCUUCAAUAGCCAGCUUGGUAGGAGGACACCCCAGAGAGCACCUCCAAUCCUAUUCUAAAAAAGAGGAAAUUUCCAAUAACCACUCUUUUCCAAUGGGAAAAAUAUGCCCCCAGUGGGUGAGCUCUCCAUCUGGGAGGACUCAGAAGUGAUCACUCAUGAGGGACGCUUAGGAGACGAUAGAGGAUUAGGCUAGACUUGAUAAAGGUCGGUGCUUGGGAUAUGAAAGCUUGGUUUUGGGCCAGGUGCGGUGGCUCAUGCCUGAGAUCCCAGCACACUGGGAGGCUGAGGCAAGCGGAUUGCUUAAACUCAGGACUUUGAGGAUGUAAUGAGCUAUGACUGCACCACUGCACUCCAUCCUGGGUGACAGAGCAAAACCCUGUCUCAAAAGAAAAACAAAGCCCAGGUGUGGUAGCUCAUGCCUGUAAUCCCAGUACUUUGGGAGGCCGAGACAGGUGGAUCACUUGAGGUCAGUUGUUCGAGACCAACCAGACCAAUAUAGCGAAACCUCAUUUAUGCUAACAAUACAAAAAUUAGCCAGGCGUGGUGGUGCACGCCUGUAAUCCCAGCUACCCGGGAGGCUGAGACAGGAGAAUCGCUUGAACCUGGGAGGCGGAGGUUGCAGUGAGCCGAGAUCACACCACUGCACUCCAGCCUGGGCAACAGAGCAAGACUCCGUCUCAAAAAGGAAAAAAUAAAAAAUAAAACAUAAAGAGUUUGGGGAGCUACAGAGAGGGGAGACCAGAGUUAUUUCACCCUGGGCUGUAGUCAUCCUUGUUGGAAUCUGACUUAAUUCAUUCAAUGGAAUUUGGGAAGGGGGUGUAUAUGGAAUAAAUGUGUCUGGGAUAGCUGCAUUCAGCAUUGCACACCCCCAACUAGGGAAAUGGAUCACCUUCUCAGGACAACUUGAUCCAGCUGCCUGCUUGGGGUCAGAAGUAAAGACUAACCAGGACCUCCACAAGAAGUCCCGUCCCCUGGAUACAAACAGGGGGAGGGCGGUGGCAGCACCUGGCUUCUUAUUGCAUGCAGAUGUCAGCUGGCCACGUGAAGCCCCAUUUCACCACCUUCAGAGGCCAUCUGCCAAGCGCAUCUAUUCUAGAUCCUACAGCUGUGAUCACACGCACUGAGUGGGUGUGAAGAGCUGGGCGUCCAGGACUUUCCAGCCCAACCCCGCAGGGUCUUUCUUCUUGGCCCCAGUCUCUGGCUUCUGUUAAUGUGGCUGCGAGGACAAGCUCUCUCUCCCCGCAUACAGGACUGUCACGCCAUCCACGUGCAGUGUGAGGUCAGCCUUUCCUGGGUGGUUGAAGAAUCUGUGCGAGUUGACAUUAUUAUAUUAUAUUAAAGCAUAAUUGUAUUAAUUGAA